Molecule: messenger RNA, 2830 nt
Organism: Mastomys coucha (southern multimammate mouse)
Lineage: Eukaryota; Metazoa; Chordata; Mammalia; Rodentia; Muridae
Gene: Diras1
Product: DIRAS family GTPase 1
Exons: 2
Coding region: 123-719 (198 amino acids)
Biological process (GO): signal transduction
Cellular component (GO): plasma membrane
Molecular function (GO): GTP binding; GTPase activity; GDP binding
Source: RefSeq, a predicted model, not a curated record
GGGGCGGGGACAUCGGGACUGCGGCGGCGCGGACAGCAGCGCAGCGGCGGGGACCACAGCGGCCCAGGGUCGGUCUGGGGUUCUAGCAGCCGGCCCUGUCCUCCCAGCCGGCUUCGGAGAAGAUGCCAGAACAGAGCAAUGACUACCGUGUGGUCGUGUUCGGCGCAGGCGGCGUGGGCAAGAGCUCGCUGGUGCUCCGCUUUGUGAAGGGGACGUUUCGUGACACUUACAUCCCCACCAUAGAGGACACGUACCGGCAGGUGAUCAGCUGUGACAAGAGCGUGUGCACACUGCAGAUCACGGACACCACCGGCAGCCACCAAUUUCCAGCCAUGCAGCGGCUGUCCAUCUCCAAGGGCCACGCCUUCAUCCUGGUGUUCUCCGUGACCAGCAAGCAGUCGCUGGAUGAGCUGAGCCCCAUCUACAAGUUGAUCGUGCAGAUCAAGGGCAGCGUGGAGGACAUCCCCAUCAUGCUGGUAGGGAACAAGUGUGACGAGACGCAGCGGGAGGUGCACACCCGCGAGGCGCAGGCUGUGGCACAGGAGUGGAAGUGCGCCUUCAUGGAGACGUCGGCAAAGAUGAACUACAACGUGAAGGAGCUGUUCCAGGAGCUGCUGACGCUCGAGACGCGCCGCAGCGUCAGCCUCAGCGUGGACGGCAAACGUUCCAGCAAGCAGAAGAGGGCCGACCGCAUCAAGGGCAAGUGCGCGCUCAUGUGAGCCCGCCAGAGCCAGCUUGGGCCUCCCGGGCUCCCUCUCCCCUCCCUCCUCCCUUCCCUCCUCUCUCCCCUCUUCUCUGCUCUUCCCUUCUCUGCUCCUGCUCCUUCUCCCUCUCCUUCCUUCCUUUGCCUUGCCCCUCCCUCCUCUUCCCUCCAUAUUUCUCUUCCCAUUCCCAUCAGCCUACAGUCGGGUUGGGCUCCAUCCCGGCCCUUCACACCUCCAUGGCUUCAUCCUUUGCAGACCUCUCCCUCUAUAUCUCUCUGCCCCCACCCCCAUUCUAUCUGUACCCCACAACUACACACUGGAGGUUUGAUCCUUGCGGAUCGAAAACAGGGACCUGGCUAAGGAACUGCUUGUCCCAGUCAGGACCAGACAGGUUACCUUGCCUCUCCAUCUCUGUCCCUUUCCCCAGGUGUUCCCAGCCAUGCCCACUAUCCCUGUCCCUCACAUUCUAUCACUGUGACCUCUGGGGAGUGGCCACUGACCUCAUCUUCCUUCACUAAUAUCUUAUUUCUUUCACCUGAUCCUGUCCUUUUCCCAUGACCUCUGACCUGUGGCCUUCCCUGGGUCCAGAACACCCCUGUCCUCUCCUGUCUGCACACUAGGGUGGAUGGGCCCGAGGGCUGGGCCUCAGGCACCAGGCAAUAAACACAGGGCCUGCAGCAAUGCCCUGGCCACCCCAGCACCACCUCUGGAAUGGCAGACACCACAGCACAAACCCAGGCACACGGGGACCCUGAGCCUGGAGUGUGGAGCAGCUGCCUGGACACUGCCCACCUGGACAACAGCCUUCUGCUGAGACAGGAACCUUGGCACAGUGGUGCCUCGACAGCCACCCUGACUGGGGGUUUGGGGUGCCGAGGAUGGGGUGCCCAGCUGAGGGUCGAUCGGCAAAGCCCCUGUGUGAGGCAAUGGGACCAGUGUCUGCUGCCCCAGGGCUCUGACAGAACCUGAGCCCUUCUGCUGGUCACAUGUACUCCAGAGACUGUCCCCCAUGUCUGUCCUGAGUUACGGAACCCCUGCAGUAUCUGCGAGACUGUCCAGGAGACUUGAGUGGCUCCUGGGCCUGUGUCCCACCCAUAUGAGGGUGACUUAGAAUUCUGUGUUUAUGUGCCUGUGUGUGUGGAUGGGUGUGUGUCUGUCUUGGGAUGGGGUGUUCUUGCACCACUCUGUGUUCUUAAUAAGACCACAGUGUAAGUGGCUGUGUGUGUGUGUGGGGGGGGCACUUAGACAUUGUGGUGUGUCUGUGUGGCUCUGUGUUUUCAGGGGUGGGUGACACAGGCCUGUCUGAUGAGCACUGGGUCCUGUUCCAGGCUGUGGUGAGCUGGCUCCUGGCUCAGAAGUGACAAAGCUGUAGUACAGAGGCCUCAGUGUGAGGUCAUCACCUCACAGCGGUUGCAGACCAGGCUGUGGCCUGGGUGAGCUGGAUCCUCUACUUGAGGGGUGUAGGGGGUGUGGGGGGAGUGGGAGAGAGAGAGAGUGUGUGUGUCAUGGGGGGAGAGAGAGUAUGUGUGUGUGUGAGAGAGAGAGAGACAGAAAGACAGACAGACAGAGACAGACAGAGAUAAAGAAGAUAAAGAGAGACAAAGACGUGGACACAAAGAGACAGAGAGGCAGAAAGAAGGCUGAAGCCAGAUGACCAAGUGGGCCAGACCUCACUGUGCUCCCUUCUGUGUGCCAGGCACAGAGAGAUGCCCAGCCUGAAGCCCGAGUCUGAGCAUAGCUGAGCCCUGACCUCCAGCCAGUCCAGGGCCCCCACAGCUGCCACCUGCUCCCAAGCCCCGGGAGUGGCUCCUGGCUGGACAGGGGGUCACAGCCCUUUCUCAGGGACACACCCUGAUAGCACAAUCUCUGGACCACCCCAGGCUUCUCCUGGCCGGCCUUGCCCAUCCUGGGGAGAACCGAGCUGGGUGGCAGGGGAGGCCGGAGCCCACCCUGGCUGCUGGCCAACCUGCCCAGGCAUCUCUGGUGCUGGGGACCCCGCCAGGCCUCGCUUGCUGUGACCUACCCCUGCCCCCCGCAUGUGGGAGCCCCGUCCCAUGUGGGGUCUGUGUACCGUUCUCUCGUAGACCUUGUCUUCCUGCAAUAAACACGUGGAUCCUGCCUCCCCU